Erinaceus europaeus (western European hedgehog) is the source of this 1437-nucleotide messenger RNA. It is a transcript of the gene SDS, whose product is annotated as serine dehydratase. The record is from RefSeq and is a predicted model, not a curated record. Gene Ontology annotation, molecular function: L-serine ammonia-lyase activity; threonine deaminase activity; pyridoxal phosphate binding. The coding region runs from base 88 to 1074 and encodes 328 amino acids. NCBI's taxonomy places the organism in Eukaryota, Metazoa, Chordata, Mammalia, Eulipotyphla, Erinaceidae. Gene Ontology annotation, biological process: L-threonine catabolic process; L-serine catabolic process. The transcript is spliced from 8 exons.
GAAGCCAGCCUCCCUGCCCAUCUGUCUGUCUGUCCUGCGUCUGUCAGGACCAGCUCGCUUCACUCCUGCUCUGCCACAUUGUCCGCAAUGGCAUCCAGGGAUCCCCUGCACGUGAAGACACCCAUUCGAGACAGCAUGCCCCUGUCCAAGGUGGCGGGCACCAGUGUCUACCUCAAGAUGGACAGCUCCCAGCCCUCUGGCUCCUUCAAGAUCCGGGGCAUAGGGCACCUCUGCAAGACGUGGGCUGAACGAGGCUGUCAACACUUCGUCUGCUCCUCGGCUGGCAACGCAGGCAUGGCGGCCGCCUAUGCCGCCCGGAAGCUGGGCAUCCCGGCCACCAUCGUCGUACCUAGUACCACUCCAGCCCUCACCAUCGAGAGACUCAAGAACGAGGGAGCCAUGGUCAAAGUGGUGGGGGAGUCGCUGAACGAGGCCUUUGAGCUGGCCAAAGCCCUGGCCAAGAACAACCCGGGCUGGGUCUACGUGCCACCCUUUGACGACCCCCUCAUCUGGGAAGGCCACACGUCCAUCGUGAAGGAGCUGAAAGAGACGCUGAGCGCCAAGCCAGGAGCCAUCGUGCUGUCGGUGGGCGGCGGGGGCAUGCUGUGCGGUGUGGUGCAGGGGCUGCAGGAGGUGGGCUGGGGUGAUGUCCCUGUCAUUGCCAUGGAGACCAUCGGGGCCCACAGCUUCCAUGAAGCCACCAAGGCCGGCAAGCUGGUCACCCUGCCGCAGAUCACCAGUGUGGCCAAAGCCCUGGGUGUAAGCACAGUGGGAGCACAGGCCCUGAAGCUGUUUCAGGAGCACCCCAUCUUCUCAGAGGUCAUCUCGGACCAAGAGGCAGUGGCUGCCAUCGAGAAGUUUGUGGACCAUGAGAAGAUCCUGGUGGAGCCGGCCUGCGGGGCGGCCCUGGCGGCCGUGUACAGUGGUGUGGUGCAGAAGCUGCAGCGUUCGGGGAAGCUGUGCAGCCCGCUGUCCUCACUAGUGGUCAUCGUGUGUGGCGGCAGCAACAUCAGCCUGGCCCAGCUGCGGGCCCUCAAGGAGCAGCUGGGCAUGUGUAAUGGGCCGUCCGAGUGAGGCCUUGUCCACAGGACCGUGUCCACAAGUCCAGGCCUGCCAGCUCCCCUGCUCCCACACCAGGGACGGACACCUGAGCUGACCCCUCAGCGCCCGUGACCACUCUGGGACUGUCGGCAUGCAACAGCCACCCACAUCAUGCACCUGCAGCAGGGGCGGCGUGGGUGGGAGGGGCCCGGGGCACGGCAGGACGUGCCCCCCCCCCCCCGAAGCCUGGUGUCCCCAGCCUGUGCUCUCUCCCCAGGAAGGGGGCUAAAGCCAAGGCUUGGGCGGGGGGGCAGCUAUGCCCCUCCUCACACCCCGCCUUGUUUUUCUAAUGUGAAGAUUUUUUCAGAAACCAAGAACAUAUUUAUGCAACCAAAA